This is a messenger RNA of Fundulus heteroclitus (mummichog), 568 nucleotides long. Its product is annotated as transmembrane protein 160-like. NCBI's taxonomy places the organism in Eukaryota, Metazoa, Chordata, Actinopteri, Cyprinodontiformes, Fundulidae. The record is from RefSeq and is a predicted model, not a curated record.
CCAGCGGGCUCCGGAGCAGCCUCUGCACCAGUACCAGCUCACAGAACUCGACAAGGCGGACGCUUUGAUGCUGAGAAGUCACAUGAAACAGGGUUCCUGUCGUGGUUCAGGAAUGGCUUGCUGGCGACUGGGAUUGGAGUCAUUGCAUUUGUCCAGAGUGGUGGACGCGAAGCAGGUUACGCCUUCUUCAUCCUGGGGGGCGUGUGCGUGUCGUUUGGCGGCGCCUCCUACGUUGGCAGCCUCUUCGCCUUGCGGAGGCUGAUGCUGCUGUCCGUGCCAGCGCUGCUGCUCCAGGGCACCGUGGUGGCCAGCGUCGCCCUCUUCUGGCUCUGCGCCGUAUCGCUGUACAUCGGCCGUCUGGAGGUGGAGAUCAUCCACGAGGACGAGGAGGAGGGCAGGGAGGACGAGGGGGAGUGCCGGGAGUGCCGCGAGAGGCGGGAGCAGCGAGGUUACAGAGGCUCUCAGGACAGCGAGGACAGUGGCAGCAAGGGCCAAAACAAGUAGAGAUCUUCCACGAACGCUGUGGGUGUGUGUCACGGUUGUUGCUCUGAUUCAGGGUUUCUGUUAU